AUGGAAUCGAUUGAAAAAAAUAUGAACAACGAUGAUCAUGAUCAGACAACAUUAAUAACAAAUAAUAAAAGAAAACAAGAUGAUGAUUCAAAUCAAACUCGACAAUUACCAACGAAAAUUUUUCGAUCAGAAUCAUCAUCAUUACCAUUUGGUAUAGCAAAUGUUCUUCAAUCAACAAAUGAAUCAUCAAAAAAUUCUCAAAUACCUAGGACAACAUCAAUAUCUUCAGCAAAUCCAUGGUUAAUGGCAAUACAUCAUUUAUCUCAAUCAUCAUCAACAACAGCAUUAGCAAAUGCAUCAAAUUGGUGUGCAAAAUGUUCUAUGCAAUUUCGUCUGACAAGUGAAUUAGUUCAUCAUAUUCGUGUUCAUCAUGCAACAAGACGGAAUUGUUAUCAUCAUUAUCAAAUAUCUCAAGAAUCAACAACAACAACCACACCAACACCAACAACAAGAAAAACAUUAACAAAUUCUACAGCAUUAAUGAAUCUUACUUGUCAUAUUUGCUAUGAAACAUUUCGAGAAAGACAUCAUUUAACACGUCAUAUGACAUCACAUCGUUAA
This is a messenger RNA of Adineta steineri, 561 nucleotides long. Lineage: Eukaryota; Metazoa; Rotifera; Eurotatoria; Adinetida; Adinetidae. The record is from the annotation of a GenBank genome assembly.